Tuber aestivum (summer truffle) is the source of this 2338-nucleotide messenger RNA. The record is from the annotation of a GenBank genome assembly. NCBI's taxonomy places the organism in Eukaryota, Fungi, Ascomycota, Pezizomycetes, Pezizales, Tuberaceae.
GCGCAGUGGUUCGGAUCCCCUCCUUUCUCCAGCCUUAUUUGAGCCCUCCCUUCCCCGCGCCGACUUAGCUUAAAACACUUGCAAAUUACAAUCGAACCGACCGCUAGUAUACCUUCUCAACGAACCAUGGCUUCAGGCUCGAAGAAAUACGCUCUCGAUUUCCUAUCUUUUGUCAAUGCUUCACCAACUCGUGAGUGGGGUUCUAAGGUUCCUUUCCGGCUUAUCCUAACUAACAAAUCUAGCCUUCCAUGCUGUCGAAUCCGCCAAACAGCGGCUUUUGAAUGCAGGAUUUAUUGAAAUUAGGGUUGCCCCCCCCCCCACAAAAGCUAUGAUAGGUAGCUAACCAUGUGGGCAGGAACGUGACUCUUGGGCAGAGGCAGUCAAAGCUGGGGGUCGAUACCUUCUGACACGCAAUGGAUCCACUUUGAUCGCCUUUGGUGUUGGGAAGAAGUGGAAGGUUUGCAUGACAUUUCUAGCUUGUACUUUUCGGGGGGGCUUCUGCAAAGUAGCUGAGUUUCUUGUGUUUGCUAACCUCGCCGAGACACUUAGCCCGGGAAUGGAAUGGCUCUGCUUGGAGCUCACACGGAUUCCCCAGCCUUGCGUGUCAAGCCUAUCUCAAAGAGAUUUGCAGAGAAGGACUCUUUUAUGCAGGUUGGCGUUGAGACUUAUGGAGGUAAGAAGUGAUCCCUUCAACCCCAGAGCCGAGAUGUUUAUUAACGGGCCUUAUUUGUAGGCGGGUUAUGGCAUACUUGUGGGUACACCUUCCGCCGUGGCCAACUUGUCAAGCGCACAGCCAAACCUGCGUGACAUCUCGCGCUAAUAAAAGGCCGCAAAUAAGGGUUCGAUCGUGAUCUCUCUAUUGCUGGUCGUGCUAUGGUCCGUCGACCCGAUGGAUCCAUCAUCUCAAAGCUCAUCAAAAUCAACAAACCAAUUCUGAGGAUACCCACUCUUGCAAUUCAUCUCGACCGCCAAGAGCCUUUCACUUUCAACAAGGAAACUCAGCUCUUUCCUAUUACUGGUCUUGCCAGCGCCGCUCUCAACAAAUCUUCAUCUUCUUCAACCAAGAAUCCCGAAGAGAAGGCCGGAGAUGGAGAAUUCAAACCUCUCAUGGCCAUGACCGAGCGCCACCACCCUGCUGUUGUGGGCCUCAUUGCUAAAGAAGCUGGUGUUAGCGUAAAUGAUGUCCUUGACUUUGAGAUGAUUUUAUACGAUGCCCAGGAUAGUUGCCUAGGCGGCAUCAAUGAUGAAUUUUUAUUCUCCGCGCGUCUCGAUAAUCUCACCAUGUCUUACUGUGCAACUGAGGGAAUCAUCGAAUCUUUGGAACCAAAAGAUGCUCUCGACGAUGAAUCAGGGAUCCGAUUGAUCUGCUUAUUCGAUCACGAGGAGAUCGGUUCAAAAACGGCCCAGGGAGCAGGCUCAAAUCUUCUUCCUGCUAUAAUCCGUCGUCUCUCCGCCCUCCCCAGUGAAUGCAACACUUCCAGCCCGACAGCCUAUGAAGAAACUCUUGUCAAGUCAAUGCUGUGGUCCUGCGAUAUGGCACACAGCGUCCAUCCCAACUACUCAGCGAAUUACGAAUCCCAUCACCGCCCUGAGAUGAAUAAGGGCCCUGUGGUCAAGAUUAAUGCAAAUGCGCGCUACGCUACCAACUCUCCUGGUAUUGUUCUCACCGAGGAGGUUGCUAGGGAAGCCGCUGUACCCCUCCAACUUUUCGUCGUUAGAAACGAUAGUCCUUGCGGCAGCACGAUUGGGCCGAUGUUGAGCGCUGCUCUGGGCGCUAGAACCGUUGACAUGGGAAACGCACAGCUGAGCAUGCACUCCAUUCGUGAAACAGGGUAAGCCUUUCAUUCUACCACGAUCAUUAAUAGGAAUUAACAUUCUUUAGCGGCGCUCACGACGUCGAAUACGCCGUGAAAUUAUUCAAGAAAUACUUUGAGCGAUUCUCGAAGCUAGAGGAGACAAUCAUGGUAGAUUCUACCACGUAAGGCCACAGACGAGCCCAUCCAAUGUUACUAGGCUACUUUUUCCCUAGAAUACUAGAGUUAAUAGCCAAAGAUCUCUUUCAAAAUCGGUGCUUCGAAUUUUGGGGGAUAAAACAGCAGAUAUUUAGCCAAUGUGGUGCCCUGGCCUAUGCGCAUUAGGCUAAAGCUUGGUAAAUGAGAAACUUGAUGCCGGAAUUAAGCCAUUACUGCAGUUCAUCAUUUCCCUACCCCAGCUGAGGGUGUGGGCGAGGGUUGGGCCGUCAAGAGCCGCCUGCACUCGCCAUCGAAUAACAUAGUAUGCGAUUCCCAACCUCUAUAUCGUACCUAUAAACCUUCAGCUCUAGCCGAGAUCUUAAAGG